AGAUACCAGUAUCCGAGCUUUUGCGAUAUAACUGUGUUACUUUUUUUACUUUUUAGUGAUUAUAUAUAUACGUACGUAAUUUAGCCAAUUGUAAUUAAUUGUAUUGGUACAUUUUUUGUGACAAAAUAUCAUAUCAAUAAUACAAAAACAGAAUAUGAUUGACGAAGAAUUCCAAUACGAUGUAAAAGUGAUAAAUGCAUUUAAGAGUUAUGGAGAAACUAAAGUACUUAAUGGAUUGAAUAUGAAUGUGACAGAAGGUUCUAUAUAUGGCCUUUUGGGACCGAGUGGAUGUGGUAAAUCGACACUUCUUCAAUGUAUAAUGGGAUCAAUGGAAUUGGAUUCAGGAUGUAUUGCCUUGAAAGCAAUAAAUUUAAAAGAUGUGGGAUAUAUGCCUCAAAGUUUAUGUUUGGAAAGCACACUGACCAUAAGAGAACUAUUUGAAUACUAUGGAACACUUUACAACAUGAACAAGAAAGACAUCGAGAUAAAAAAAGAGGAGCUUAUUGCAUUCUUACAGUUACCAAAUUUAAAUAGUUUGAUAAAAGAUAUAAGUGGUGGCCAAAGUAGAAGAGUAUCUCUUGGUGUUUGCUUAUUGCAUAAUCCUAAGCUUAUUAUAUUGGAUGAACCUACGGUUGGAAUUGAUCCUUUACUAAGACAAGAAAUUUGGAAUGGGUUUUUAAAGAUGGUCGUAGAACAACAUAAGACAAUCAUAAUAACAACUCAUUAUAUUGAAGAAGCAAAUCUAGCUAAUCGUAUUGGUUUAAUGAGAAAUGGAGUACUGGUAGAAGAAGGAGCUCCUGAGCACAUUAUUUCCAAAUAUGGAGCAGAUUCGUUGGAAUCAGCUUUUUUAACCUUAUGUUCUAAUCAAGAUGUAAAUGAAGCACCAAUAGUAUAUUUUGAUAAACUACCUACAGAAGUUCAAAAAACGGAUAAGAUGCAGUCAACAAAAUUAAUGGAAGCUGGUAAAAAAGUUGAUUUUGUAAGAAUUAAAGCUUUGCUUAAAAAGAAUAUUCGUGCAUUAUAUCGUGAUUACUGGUUAUUGUUUACUUUGUGUCUUCUUCCCAUCAUACAAAACACCAUCUUUUGUAGUAGUAUUGGAGGAAGUUUUAAACGAAUGGAAGUAGCAAUACAAAAUGAUGAAAUUAAUAUAAAUGAUUGCAAAUAUUUUAACUCCAGUAAAUGCAUUUUUGAAAAUAAUUCAAGUCAAACAAUGAGUUGCGUUACUAUAAACUAUCUUGCGUCACUUGACUAUAAAUUAGUUGAAGUCAAAGAUCGUUAUACUGGUGAAAUGCUCGUGAACAAUAGCAAAUUUUUAGCAUUUAUACAUUUUCCAAAGAGCUAUACCCAAGACAUGAUCAUGUUUAUUGACCGUCGUAAAGAAUAUGGUAUGCAAUCGCUGGCGUACAUGUAUUUUGCCAAACAUAAUAUGUUGUUUAAAAAUCAAAUAGUGAUGGAUGUAACAAAUGCAAUCCAUUAUCUAAUGCAGACAACUUUAUAUAGUUGUUCCAAUAAUCCACAAAUAGCUACUUUGCCCAUGGAGUUCAACAUAUUAUAUGGAAAGGAUGUGAAAAAUCACGGUAACAGUACAGCGGCGAUUUUCAUAGCAAUGGGAGCGUAUUAUUUUAGUAGUAUUUAUUCAAUAAGCAUAAUGCUAUCAGAAAAAAUGGAUGGAAUCCUCGGUCGAUCUAUGUUUGCAGGCGUUACAAUAUUGGAAUUGCUUAUUUCAAUAUUUUGUAUGACAAAUGUUUUAAUUGUGGGCCAUUCAUUUAUUUCUAUUUUUAUUGUAUACGUAUUAUAUCCGAACCCUAUUAUCCUAUCCAGUGGUAUGUUCAUGUAUGUCAUACUGUUGAUAAUUAUGUCAUGGAUAGGAUUUCUCUUUGGUCUACUUACUGCUGGAUUAACACCAACUAAAUAUUUUGGUGUUCAUAUUAUGAAUGGCUGGGCUCUAUCUCAGAUGUUAUUAUCGGGUGGGGUAUGGCCAAUUGAUGGACAGGCAAAGUUAUUGAGGUCGGUAUCUGAGUUACUUCCUAUGCGGUUAGCCGGGAAAACAAUGAACGACAUAGUAUUGAAAGGUUGGACGUUGUAUCAUCCAUCGGUCAUAAUUGGUACCACAGCGACGUUUGCCCAUGUUGUAUUAUUAUUAUUAGUUUUAAUUGGUCUAAGUAAAGUAAAAAAGGACAUGUGGGUUAUACAUAAGUAAGAGCUUUGGACUCAAUCAAAUAUUUAUUGUAUUUGUUAUUGAGAUAUUCAUGGCAAUUGGCUGAUGACUGAAAAUGGUUACCUACUGAGAAAUACUAUAAGGUCGUAAAAUAUAAUAAAUUAUUCAUGUUUAAUUAUUUUAAAAACGUAUGGUACAUAUUAUUAUAUUAAUUUGUAAAGAUAGGUUUUUAUAAAAUACAUGAGAAGAUAAUAUUUGGUUCGUGUGAUUUAAUUAGCUGUUCAGAUAAUAAAUCGGUAUUUAAAGUU
This is a messenger RNA of Acyrthosiphon pisum (pea aphid), 2466 nucleotides long. Its product is annotated as ABC transporter G family member 23-like. The transcript has 15 exons. Lineage: Eukaryota; Metazoa; Arthropoda; Insecta; Hemiptera; Aphididae. Gene Ontology annotation, cellular component: membrane. The coding region runs from base 155 to 2200 and encodes 681 amino acids. Gene Ontology annotation, molecular function: ABC-type transporter activity; ATP binding; ATP hydrolysis activity. The record is from RefSeq and is a predicted model, not a curated record.